Zootoca vivipara (common lizard) is the source of this 5584-nucleotide messenger RNA. Its product is annotated as KIAA0319 like. Gene Ontology annotation, biological process: neuron migration. Lineage: Eukaryota; Metazoa; Chordata; Lepidosauria; Squamata; Lacertidae. Gene Ontology annotation, cellular component: membrane; Golgi apparatus; cytoplasmic vesicle. The record is from RefSeq and is a predicted model, not a curated record.
GAGAGAGAGAUAUGGGGGCGGGGCUAGGCAGAGCCGAGUGAGGUGCUGCUGCUGCUGCUCUAGGAAUGUCGCGCUGACGUGUAAGCGUCUGUAGGCGCGUGCUGAAUAGCCUCCGACACUGAGGUGUGCUGUGCUUUUUUUUUUGACCUGGGGUCGGGGGCGGCUGCUGGUGAGGGAGCCUGAGGCCUACGUGGUUACCAUGGUGAACGCGAGGCCUGCAGCCCAGACCUCCACCCUGAGGGGGGAUGCUGACAGGGUGACGCCCCCUCCCCUUACCUGAGCCUGUCAAGCCUACGACGCCCUCCUCCGCUGCUCCUCGACCCUCCCCUCCAUUCCCACUCGCGGGGCCUACGGACCCUUCGCCACCCCCAGUGGGCAACUGAAGAGGACUCCGCCAUGCACCUCUGAGAGUUCUGGGUCUUCCCACAAAGGCCAUGGAGAAAAGGUUGGAAGACAAUUUCAGCACCAGCUCUCUGAACAUAUUGGGAGACUUAUUUAGAAAAGCUGCCAAGUGCCUGGGCCAUCUCCAUCUUCUCUACAUGUGUGCCUGCCUCAAUGCCGCCUGUUCAUAUGCAGAUGCAAGCUGGACUAGAGGCACUUGCCAGACAGGGAAGCCUCUCCAGGGAGGCCAUUUGAGGUCACUGGAUGGUGUUCACCUCCAGCUGCUGGAAGGAUUUCACUCUGUCCAAUCUUGUCAAGCUACUUGCUGUCAGAGCACUACCUGUGAUGCCUUUUGGCUCAAGGGAAAGAUGUGCAUCCAGGUGAACUGUAUCAAGCCUCAUUGGUGUCAGGCAAUCUGGACCAACACCACUGACUCGAUCUUGGUGUUUGUAAAGAGAUCUGAGCAUACGAUAAAUGCCCAACCUGCAGCAGAGAGGAGAGGUUAUCUUCCUAAAUGGCUGGACUGGAGGGAAGGACAUCAAAGUAAAACAAGGAUGAGAAGGUCCUUCAAAGAGUUGCUGGCUUACAGAACACACUUGGCAGACAUCAGGGGAAGCUUUCUUAAGAGGGACACAGGCUCCAACAGCGGAGGUCCUGUAGUCCAUCCUGCUCCAUCUCAGCCCUUGGAUAGUAAAUCCACCCAUAAUGGUCUGACAGAAGCUCCUUCUUCACAUCAAGAAACAAACCUACCCAGAAACCACAUUGAUCCAGAAAAAAACCCGUUGCCAAACAGUGAAGACUUGAGAAUAACCAAAUUCAAAAGCUCAUCUCCCCCCAGCAGCAAUAAUGUCAACAGACCAAGUGACCUUGCUGGGAGUGGCCUCAUGAGGGCCCCUGCUGGAGCCUCCACUUCAGAACCCUCUCUGGCAGCUGCAUUCCCCAGUCCUGUUGCGAACGCUGAGAAAGUCGAGCCAUCCAACAACACUUCUACCCAGCCUUUCUCGUUGGAGGAUGCCAUUCCAACUUCUAGCAGUCUUCAUGGGAAGAGUAUGGAGAAAACGCAGCUGGUUACUUCUGUUCCAACUGGCGCCCCCACCAAUAAUAGUAAUCUUGUAGUCCCAACAAACCCUGCUGUGCAACCCAGCACUGCUGCCCCAACACCAGUUAUUAAGAAACUGGCAGUUUCUGCUGGAGACAGUGUUGAAGUGACACUACCAAAGAAUGAAGUGGAGCUGAAUGCAUACGUCUUGCCUCCACCACCUAAAGGGACUAGCUACUCCUAUGACUGGAGGCUGAUCACACACCCCACCGACUACAGUGGAGAAAUGGAAGGACAGCACUCACAGAUUCUCAAAUUAUCCAAGCUCACAGUUGGCCUGUAUGAAUUCAAUGUGAUAGUAGAUGGUGAUAAUGCUCACGGAGAAGGAAUGGUGAAUGUGACAGUUAAACCAGAGCCUCGAGUGAAUCAGCCCCCUGUGGCCAUUGUGUUACCCCAGUUCCUGGAGAUCUCACUACCAACUACCUCAACAGUCAUUGAUGGCAGCCACAGUACUGAUGAUGACAAAAUAGUCAGUUACCACUGGGAAGAACUGAAGGGGCCUCUACGGGAGGAGAAGGUAUCAGCAGACACUGCGAUUCUGAAACUGACCAAUCUGGUGCCAGGAAAUUACACGUUCAGCCUCACUGUGGUGGACUCUGAUGGUGCCAGCAACUCCACCACUGCCAGCCUGACUGUGAACAAAGCAGUGGAUUACCCACCCGUAGCAAAUGCAGGCCCUAACCAGGUUAUCACUCUGCCCCAAAACUCCAUCACCCUCUAUGGGAACCAGAGCACAGAUGACCACGGCAUUAUCAGCUAUGAAUGGUCCCUCAGCCCUAGCAGCAAAGGGAAAGUGGUAGAGAUGCAGGGAGUGAGGACUUCAACUCUGCAGCUCUCUGCAAUGCGUGAAGGUGACUACACCUACCUGCUGACGGUGACGGAUUCUGCUGGCCACCAGUCCACUGCUGAGGUCACAGUGAUUGUGCAACCCGAAAACAACAAGCCUCCCAAGGCAGAUGCUGGUCCAGACAAAGAACUAACUCUCCCUGUGGACAGCACCACUCUGGAUGGCAGCAAGAGCUCAGAUGAUCAGAAGAUUGCAUCUUUCCUUUGGGAAAAAACACGGGGCCCAGAUGGUGUGAAACUGGAAAAUGGCAACAGCAGCAUCGCCACAGUCACUGGGCUUGGGGUCGGGACGUACGAAUUCACGCUGACUGUCAAAGAUGAGCGGAACUUGCAGAGCCAGAGCUCCGUUAACGUCAUUGUCAAGGAAGAGAUCAAUAAGCCACCCACAGCAAAGAUAGCUGGGAACGUUGUCAUCACCCUUCCUACCAACACAGCAGAGCUUGAUGGUUCCAGAUCCACAGAUGACAAAGGAAUUUUCACCUUCCUUUGGACUCGGGAUGACAUCAGCCCUGCGGCUGGGGAGGUGUUAAACAACUCAGACCACCAUGCAGUGCUGUUCCUUUCCAACCUGGUAGAGGGGACAUAUUCAUUCCAUCUCAAAGUGACUGAUACCAAAGGGGAGAGUGAUAUGGACAGAGCCACAGUGGAAGUCAAACCUGAUCCGAGGAAGAACAACCUUGUGGAGAUGAUACUAGAUGUGAAUGUCAGCCAGCUGACAGAACGGCAGAAGGGCAUGUUCAUCCGUCAGAUAGCCGUUUUGCUGGGAGUCCUGGAUUCAGACAUCAUCGUACAAAAGAUUCAGCCUUACACAGAGGAGAGCACAAAGAUGGUGUUCUACGUGCGGAAUCAGCCUCCUCAUCAGAUCUUCAAAGGGCAUGACAUUGCUUGGUCACUCAAGAACGAGCUGCGGAAGCAGCAGCAGUCAGGUUUCCUCAUCUUCCGAGUGCUGGAGAUCAAUACAGUCACCUGCCAGUUGAACUGUUCAGAACAUGGGCACUGCAACUCCUUCACCAAGCGCUGUGUUUGUGACCCUUUCUGGAUGGAGAACUUCAUCAAAGUGCAGCUAGGUGAUGGCGAGAGCAACUGUGAAUGGAGUGUGCUCUACGUUGUCAUUGCAUCGUUUGUUAUCGUGGUCUCCUUGGGGAUCUUUUCUUGGGUGGUGGUCUGCUGCUGCAAAAAACGUAAGGGAAAACCCAAAAGGAAGAGCAAAUACAAGAUGUUGGAUGCCACAGAUCAAGAGAGCCUGGAGUUAAAACCAAAUCCCAAAGCAGGCAGCAAGCAGAAAGCCCAGGCCCAGAACACUAGCCUGAUGCAUUCAGAAUCUGAGCUAGACAGCGACGAAGCCAUCUUUACAUGGCCGGAUCGGGAGAAGGGAAAGCUGCUGCACAACCAGAACGGUUUCCUGCGCAAUGGGCAGGUGACGCCGAAGCCGAAGAACCAGCGGGAGGAAAUCCUAUAGCCAUGGACUGGCACUCGCAAAGGGACCGCAAAUGACGCAGAAGCCUGUUCUGCUCCUCAGUUGCACAAGGAGCCUCCAGAAACCUGCUGUGUUGUGGAUAGCACUGCUAAUGUAUUACAUGGACACUUUUGUUUACUGCAGAUCUUUCUUUUCUUAAAAAAAUAUGAACUGCCUCUACUUGAAUCUGGGCUUCAAGGGAAAUUUGGCAAAAGAAGCUGUGAAACAAAAGACUGUGAAGGGUAGGCGCUGGUUCCGAAAUGCUGCAGGAUUUAAAACCACUCCUGUGAAACUGUGAAAAGUGCCAUCUUGCCCAGGACUGCAAUACAAACCCUAUGCUACUCACCCCAAAAUCUGCUUGCCUCGGGGAUGGCCAUCUUCUUCACAUGCUCCCUCUUGUGGAGGGUGACAGUUCUGACUGCAAAAAACACAGCUUUGCUCUAGCCAGGAUGCCUUGGACUGUGUUCUUUUCUAAAGCACUCACUUCAGCUGCAGAAAAGGACUGUUGGGUCCCUCUCCCCAUCUCUCACGGACUGUAUUUUAUUUCCAAAAAGGAAUAGGAGGCCGAGCUUGCAGAAUGUGAAGCACUGCUGUCUCCAGGGCAUGGGAAGAAUUUACCCCAUGGGUCACAUUUACAAUUGUAAAGUGUCCCCCUCCCCAUUUUGUGUGUGUGUUUAAAUUAUUGUUAGUCUUGCCACUGGCGGGAACAGAAGUGAUACCUCCACGUCUAUGACUCCCCUUAUCCCCCUGCAUUGUUCAAGAGCACUCUACACAUAUACUGGAAGCCUUCCCUUUGUGUAGUCAGUAACACUGUAAGACAGCAAGUUUCUCUUCCACUUGAAAAAAAAUACCUUUGAUAUGCUGUCUAUCUUACAAAGAAUAUUUGCACAGUUUGAAAGCGGGGGUGGGGGAGGUAUUGGAGACAAAGGCGGGGGUAUCAGAGACAAAAAGAUUAUUCCCUCUGAUCCCCAAUUGAUGAAUGCCUCUUCUCACUCCCAAUUCCCCUUCCCUUUAUUUGUCGUUUGUUACAUGUUCAUUGUCUGUUUCUCACAAGAAACACCGGUUGUUCAGUCACCAAGGGGGUUCAUAAACUUUUUGUUUAUUGAAAGCAACCGCAGGAGCCUCCCUUGAGCACCUAAUUUGAUAUAGAGAUUAAGAGUUUCCACACUGUACAAUCCAGCUCCCCACUCCCCUUUUUUUAGUAUGAUGGUAAUGUUUGUGAUUUACUUUCAUUUGCCACCUGCAUUGUUCUCUUCACCAACACUGUUAACCAGCUUCAUACUUGGCAAACCUUGUCUCUCCCCCAAAGGUGAAUACAUCUUUGACAGACACUCCACCCCCCACCUCCGCUGCUACCAUCAUCUAACACUGAAGGGCAACUCUUCAAGACUUUUGACCUUUGAUGAUGAGGGCUUUGUUUUAAUUUCCAAACUGGAAUUUCAGGCUCUCCAAGUCAGGAGUGGCCAGUUGGCAAUCCAGAGACCAGAUCCAGCCUCAGGUUGGCAAACCAAAAUCAAAUAGCUUGCAAUACUAAUUGUGGUCUUUUAUUAUUGUAAUUGGAGUGAGGGUAGCCAGAUGAGAAUGCUACACACUUAAGAGGUCAUGAGCCACUCUUUAAGGUGGGUUGGUGGUGGCUACAAUGGCCUCGGAGAAUGUAGAAGCUGGCCAUCCUUGAUUCAAGUGUGUAACAAGUUUUCAAGUUCUCCUGAAUUCUGUUUACAUUGCUGCACUACUGAUUUGUUGAAGGUGAUGAUUAAAUAUGCUGCUCAGCUUGUGGGGGCAUCUCUCCCCCUUGAAUUGUU